Molecule: messenger RNA, 6156 nt
Organism: Felis catus (domestic cat)
Lineage: Eukaryota; Metazoa; Chordata; Mammalia; Carnivora; Felidae
Gene: ARHGAP23
Product: Rho GTPase activating protein 23
Exons: 25
Coding region: 16-4692 (1558 amino acids)
Biological process (GO): signal transduction
Molecular function (GO): protein binding
Source: RefSeq, a predicted model, not a curated record
CGCCGCUGCCGCCCGAUGAAUGGAGUCGCCUUCUGCCUGGUCGGGAUCCCGCCCCGCCCGGAGCCCCGGCCCCCUCAGUUGAGGACACGGAAGCAUAGACAGCUAAUCGCUUGGCCAAGAUCACAUCGUAAACAAGUGUUAGAGCCAGGCAACCUGGCUGCAGAGACCACACUCUCACCCUGCCAUCCUGCUUCUCGGGACCUCCCUUGCCCUGCUGUCACUCCCACCCCGAAUCUGGGUCCAUCGUGGACACAGCCCAAGAACAAGCUGCCGCUGGGCCCGAGAGAUGGGUGCUCCCCUGGGCGCCCCCUCCCCUGGCAGGGGCCGCGGACACUGCUGCUGUGCAAAAGUCUCCAGGACGGCUUUGGCUUCACCCUGCGCCACUUCAUUGUGUACCCCCCCGAGUCCGCCGUGCACUGCAGCCUGAAGGAGGAAGAGAAUGGAGGCCGAGGAGGAGGACCCUCCCCCCGGCACCACCGCCUGGAGCCCAUGGAUACCAUCUUUGUCAAGAAUGUGAAGGAUGAUGGCCCCGCCCACAGAGCGGGCCUUCGCACCGGAGACCGGCUGGUGAAGGUGAACGGGGAGAGCGUCAUUGGGAAGACCUACUCCCAGGUCAUAGCUCUGAUCCAGAAUAGCGAUGAUACCCUGGAGCUCUCCAUCAUGCCCAAGGACGAGGACAUCCUCCAGCUGGCCUACUCCCAGGACGCCUACCUGAAGGGGAACGAGCCGUAUUCUGGAGAGGCCCGGAGUAUCCCAGAGCCGCCUCCGAUCUGCUACCCUCGCAAGACUUACGCCCCGCCAGCCCGGGUCUCCACCUGGGCCACUAUGGUGCCUGAGCCCCUCUCAGCACUGCCCAGUGACCCCCGGAGUCCUGCCGCCUGGAGUGACCCGGGGCCCCGCGUCCCUUCUGCCACCCGUACCCAUCCGGACAACUCUUCCUUGGGGAUGAGCCAGCCCCGCCCCAGCCCUGGUGCCUUCCCCCGCCUCCCCUCGGAGCCCCGGACGCCCCGUGCCUUUCCUGAGCCUGGCAGCCGGGUGCCCCCCAGCAGACUGGAGUGCCAGCAGGCUUUGUCACACUGGCUGUCAAACCAGGUACCCCGCAGGGCGGGGGAGAGACGGUGUCCUGCCAUGCCCCCCCGGGCCCGCAGUGCCUCCCAGGACCGGUUGGAGGAUGUGACUGCCCACCGCCCAUGGCCCUGCUCCACCUCCCAGGGUGCCUUGAGCCAGUUGGGUCAGGAGGGCUGGCACCGAGCUCGCUCAGACGACUACUUGAGCCGGGCCACCCGCUCAGCCGAGGCGCUGGGUCCAGGAGCACUGGUGUCACCCCGUUUCGAGCGCUGUGGCUGGGCUUCCCAGCGUCCGUCUGCCCGCACCCCUGCCUGCCCACCCAGGGACCUUCCUGCGCCCCAGGCCCCACCCCCGCCUGGUCUGCAAGGCCUGGAUGACAUCGGCUACAUCGGGUACCGGAGCUACAGCCCGUCAUUCCAGCGCCGGACUGGCCUCUUGCACGCACUCUCCUUCCGGGACUCACCCUUCGGGGGGCUACCCACCUUCAACUUGGCUCAGUCCCCUGCAUCGUUCCCGCUGGAGGCCUCCGAACCACCCAGGGUUGUGCGCCCAGAACCCAGCACCCGGGCUCUGGAGCCCGCCACCGAGGAUCGCCGCGACGAGGUGGUCCUGAGGCAAAAGCCUCCCACGGGCCGGAAGGUCCAGCUGCCCUCCGCAAGACAGAUGAACCUUGGGUUUGGUGAAGAGUCCCCAGAGCCAGAGUCCAGUGGGCGAGUGGAACGCCUGGGCAGGAAGGUGGCCCCUUUGGCCACUACUGAAGACUCUCUGGCUUCUAUCCCCUUCAUUGAUGAACCCACCAGCCCCAGCAUUGACCUCCAAGCCAAGCAUGUCCCUGCCUCCGCUGUGGUCUCCAGCGCCAUGAACUCAGCCCCCGUCCUGGGCACCAGCCCAUCCUCCCCAACCUUCACCUUUGCCCUUGGCCGCCAUUACUCCCAGGACUGCAGUAGCCUCAAGGCCGGCCGCCGCUCCUCCUACCUGCUGGCCAUCACCACAGAGCGCUCCAAGUCCUGUGACGAUGGGCUCAACACCUUCCGGGAAGAGGGCAGGGCUCUGAGGCGCCUGCCAAACCGAGUACCCAGCCUGCGGAUGCUGCGAAGCUUCUUCACUGAUGGGUCCUUGGAUAGCUGGGGUACUUCCGAAGAUGCUGAUGUUCCUUCUAAGCGACACUCAACCUCUGACCUCUCGGACGCAACCUUCAGCGAUAUCAGGAGAGAAGGCUGGUUGUAUUAUAAGCAGGUCCUCACCAAGAAGGGGAAGAAAGCGGGCGGCGGCCUGCGCCAGUGGAAGCGGGUCUACGCCGCGCUGCGGGCGCGCUCCCUCUUGCUGAGCAAGGAGCGGCGGGAGCCCGGGCCGGCGGCGGCGGCGGGGGCGGCGGCGGCCGUCGCAGGUGAGGACGAGGCGGCGCCCGUCUGCAUCGGCUCCUGCCUGGUGGACAUCUCCUACAGCGAGACCAAGAGGAGGCACGUGUUCCGGCUGACCACCGCUGACUUCUGUGAAUAUCUCUUUCAGGCUGAGGACCGGGAUGACAUGCUGGGCUGGAUCAGAGCGAUCCGAGAGAACAGCAGGGCCGAGGGCGAGGACCCCGGCUGUGCCAACCAAGCUCUGAUCAGCAAGAAGCUUAAUGAUUAUCGCAAAGUAAGCCAUAGCUCUGGGCCCAAAGCUGACUCCUCCCCCAAAGUCUCUCGUGGCCUGGGGGGCCUCAAGUCUGAGUUCCUCAAACAGAGUACCGCACGUGGCUUCAGGACUCAGGACCAGUCCGCAGGGAGCAAGGAUGACAGUGCUACCACUCCCAAAACCCCAUGGGGCAUCAACAUCAUCAAGAAGAACAAGAAGGCAGCUCCUAGGGCGUUUGGGGUCCGUCUGGAGGAGUGCCAACCAGCCAUAGAGAACCAGCGGGUCCCCUUGAUCGUGGCUGCAUGCUGUCGUAUCGUGGAGGCACGGGGUCUGGAGUCCACGGGCAUUUACCGAGUGCCUGGUAACAAUGCAGUGGUGUCCAGCCUGCAGGAGCAGCUCAACCGUGGGCCCGGGGACAUCAACCUACAGGAUGAGCGCUGGCAGGACCUCAAUGUGAUCAGCAGCCUGCUCAAGUCCUUCUUCCGAAAACUGCCUGAGCCUCUUUUCACCGACGACAAAUACAAUGACUUCAUUGAGGCCAAUCGCAUCGAAGACUCGAGGGAGCGGAUGAAGACGCUCCGGAAGCUGAUCCGGGAUCUCCCAGGACACUACUAUGAGACUCUCAAAUUCCUCGUGGGCCAUCUGAAGACCAUUGCUGACCACUCGGAGAAAAACAAGAUGGAGCCCAGGAACCUGGCCCUGGUCUUCGGGCCGACGCUGGUGAGGACAUCUGAGGACAACAUGGCAGACAUGGUGACCCACAUGCCUGAUCGCUAUAAGAUCGUGGAGACGCUGAUCCAGCACUCAGACUGGUUCUUCAGCGAUGACGAGGACAAGGGAGAGAGAACUCCUGUGGAUGACAAGGAGCCUCAGUCAGUGCCCAACAUUGAGUACCUCCUGCCUAACAUUGGCAGGACAGUGCCCCCUGGUGACCCAGGUUCAGAUUCUACCACCUGCAGUCCAGCCAAGUCCAAGGGCUCGUGGGCCCCCAAGAAGGAGCCUUACGCCCGGGAGAUGCUGGCGAUCUCCUUCAUCUCGGCGGUCAACCGCAAGCGGAAGAAGCGGCGGGAGGCGCGGGGACUGGGCAGCAGCACCGACGACGACUCGGAGCAGGAGGCGCACAAGCCCGAGGCGGGGGCGCCGGCGCCGGGGGCGCGGGACCAGCCGGAGGGGCCGCUGCCGGGCGCAGCCGCCUCCGAGGCCCCGGGGCGCCUCAGCCCCCCGGCGGCGCCGGACGAGCGACCGGCCGCGGACACGCGCUCCAUCGUCUCGGGCUACUCCACCCUGUCCACCAUGGACCGCAGCGUGUGCUCGGGCGCCGGGGGCCGGCGGCCGGGCGCGGGGGACGAGGCGGACGACGAGCGCAGCGAGCUGAGCCACGUGGAGACGGACACGGAGGCCGGCGCGGGGCCCGGGGGGCGCCCGGCGCGCCGGCCGUCCUUCAGCUCGCACCGCCUCAUGCCCUGCGACACCCUGGCGCGCCGCCGCCUGUCCCGCAGCCGCCCGGACGGCGAGGGCGCGGGCGCGGGGCGGGGCGGCCCCCGGGCCGCCGAGCCGCCGGGCUCGGCCUCGUCCAGCAGCCAGGAGUCGCUGCGCCCCCCGGCGGCCGCGGCGGCGGCGGCGCUGGGCUCGCGGCCGUCGCGCAUCGAGGCUCUGCGGCUGCGCCUCCGCGGCACCGCCGACGAUAUGCUCGCCGUGCGGCUGCGGCGGCCGCUGUCGCCGGAGACGCGGCGGCGCCGGAGCAGCUGGCGGCGCCACACGGUGGUGGUGCAGAGCCCGCUGACCGACCUCAACUUCAACGAGUGGAAGGAGCUGGGAGGGGGCGGCGCCCCGGAGCCCGCGGGCCCUCGGGCGCACAGCGACAACAAGGACUCGGGCCUCAGCAGCCUGGAGUCCACCAAGGCCCGGGCGCCGUCGUCCGCGGCCUCGCUGCCGCCCGGGGACCCGGGGGCCCUGCAGAGCCAGCCUCCGCGCCGCUCGGCCGCCUCCCGCCUCCAUCAGUGUCUGUGACCAGCCCCCCGCCCCGCGCCGGUCCCUCUACCCCAGUCUUCUCUGGCUUGCGCCCCCUCUCUUGUCCCCGGUGCAUCUGGCGCUGCAGGCCGCGUCUCUAGUUUGUGUGCGGGAUCGGUAGGGGGCGGGCAGACGAGAAGGCCCCGGCUGGGACAGGGAGUGGGAGCGGGAGCGGGAGGGAGGGGGACACCCCGGAGGUUAAGAGGAGUGGGGAGAGGGGAGGGGACAGGCUGCUGGAGCUCUGUGACAGAGUGGGCCCUCUGGGCCCUUCUGUGUCUGCACUUAGAGACCCUUGUUGGCCAUGGGGUGUGGAUAGGGAACCACCCCCCUCCCGGGUCUCAGUCCCGGACUAAAGGAAAGACCCGGGGUGAUGCUGGCUCUUCGCUUCUUUCCUCCGUGCCUCUCCAUUACUUCUUGGCUCCUAGCUAAGGUGGGGGAGGUGAUAUAGGGUCAUCGUGUCCAUGGGCGGAGGGGGUGUGUGUGCGAGUGUGCUAGUCACUGUCAGAAGGUGUUUCCAGUAGCAACUUCUGCCUCUCCUGCCCCUUGUUGCCCAACCCCACCACAUACAGCAGCCCCCCACCCCCACCCCUCCCGCCUUCGGUGCAUCCAGGGAUCCUGCCCCUGCCGCUUGUCAGAGCCAGAGAAGGAAGUUAGGGCCACUCCACAGAGGCGGAACUGAGACUCCUCCCAGGGUUGUUCCCCUCACCAACUUUUUGCCAACCUCUAAACCACCCUCACUAAGCGUGUUGACCGUGGGAGCUGGCUGCCGAUUCCCCAGUUUUGGGAGGGUCCAGGGUACCCCCUGCUAGAUCUCCCUUGUCCCUCUCUUUGUUCUUCCAGCUGUGCCUGCUGCUUCCACAAUUCAGGCACACAGACCCCCCACCUUCUUCUCUUUAGGAGGGGGUAUAGUGAACAUCCCUGGUGUCUCUCUCUCUCUCUCACUCAUACACAAACACACACACACAUACACACACACACACACACACUGAUUUAUGGGGUCUGAGCUGGGCUGUUCCUUCAGGAUGGGCAGGACCCAGCCCCCUCUUCUCCCCACACGUUGUAAAUAGACCUCAGACCACCAGGCCUCCCCACACACGCCCUCACUUACCCCAGGGAAGCCCAGGUGGGGUUGUGAACCCCACCGCCACGUCUGUCAGUCUUGUUUUAUGCAAAGAUUUGCUGUAAAGUAGAUUUCUCUUUCCCCCCUCCCCCACCCUUUUACUGUAAAUAUUGUCUCUAAAUGUGUAACAUAUUAUAAAGAAUUUAUAAGGAUUUUUAAAGAUGUUUUGCUCAUUUAAAAAAGUGUUGUAACAGUGUUGGAAAAGCCUCUGGCCCCACGUGCGCAUGUCUCCUUUCACUGUGUCCUUGACACACCUCUCUAGGCGACAACUAAGAUUUCCUGCUUCUGAAAAGUCCUGUCUUAAAAGUAUAGUCUAUAUCUUGGAAAUAAAUGGCCUUCCUCGA